Molecule: messenger RNA, 884 nt
Organism: Daphnia magna
Lineage: Eukaryota; Metazoa; Arthropoda; Branchiopoda; Diplostraca; Daphniidae
Product: leucine repeat adapter protein 25-like
Exons: 3
Coding region: 1-480 (159 amino acids)
Source: RefSeq, a predicted model, not a curated record
AUGUCUCUUCCAGGAUUGCCACCAGUACCAAAAAAUCUAACCCUAUUCCUAACCAAUCCACCAAAACAGACCCCUAAACCCUCAACUGUUAACCAGGCUAAAGCAGUUCGACCUCUUCCCCGAACUCCUCCUCGGGACCCUCCACCUCCUCCACCCACUACAGGCUCUCUCGGUAGAAAGCCUUCUACCCUUGAUACGAAAUUGGCGAUUCUCAAGAAAGAGAUGGCUGGGCUAAGACUAAUAGACAUGCAAUUGAUGAAUCAGUUGUGGUCACUUCAGCAGUCGAUUCAAGACUUGAAAUGCAUCAUGAGUACAUCUGAUAUGUCACCCCAGUCGGCUGUUGACCCUUGGGAGCUCAAUCACCAUGAACAUAACGAAGAUUUUUGUCGGAGUCCCCAUCGCUUGAGUGCCGUUAACGAAAAUGAACAUAUUUCAUCAUCAACCUCUUCUAUUUCGUCGGGUAGUGGUGAAAAGCCGUGAUUUUUUUUUCUUUCCCCUUUUGCGUGUGAACCAUGGAAAAUUGCUGUGAAGUGAAACAAAUGGAGCGUGAAUUGCCAGAAUGGAUGACUAAAACUUCAGUGACACAAACUAGAGAUCGCAAGCCGUCUAAUGCUGCAGUGGCAUCGGGCAACGUUUGUGAUCGAAGAUUAGCUUAUUUGAUGAGCCCACGAGAAUUGCAGCAGGUCGCCAAGGAAAUUCUUGGUCUAAACUGAAUGUUUUGUGGGAAAUGUCGACGUACCCUUAUUGAUAUUGAUUCCAAUCGGUCAUUUUCUUUUUUUGUAAUACUGUUUUUCGUUAACAUUUAUUCAUUGGGUUUCGGUGUAUAGAAUGGUCCCGUAACAACAAGAAUGAGGGGAAAAUGAAUAAAUUUCAAUUUCACUAGC